Messenger RNA from Drosophila grimshawi, 538 nucleotides. RefSeq names its product endocuticle structural glycoprotein SgAbd-9. NCBI's taxonomy places the organism in Eukaryota, Metazoa, Arthropoda, Insecta, Diptera, Drosophilidae. The transcript has 3 exons. The record is from RefSeq and is a predicted model, not a curated record. Bases 16 to 387 code for a protein of 123 amino acids.
UCAACUCGCAUCAACAUGACAGCUGCGAAAUUGAUAUUUGUUACUGCCCUGCUGGCAUGCUUGGCAGCCAGCUGCUCGGCUGGCUUCCUAGACUACAUUUUCCCCACCAUCAUGUCGGAAUAUUACUCUCAGGUGCCCACCAAGGAGGGUUAUCGUUUCAACUUGGAGGAGCCCAAUGGCAGCAAACGUGAGGAAAUGGGUAUUAUUAUGAAUCCGGGACAGCCCGACGAGCAUCUGGUUGUGAUGGGUUCUUACUCCACCUAUGAUGAUAAGACCGACACAGAAACCAUUACCAUGUACACAGCCGACAAGGAUGGUUAUAAGUCGCGCUACAUGAUCAAGAACCGCAAACUUAGCCCGGGUGCUUUGAAGUCUGCAGCUGGUUAAAAAUUAUAUAAAUUAAAAUGUUUAUAAACGAAAAAAAAAAUCAAGAAAAAAUUGGACGCGAUAAUAACAGAAUAAAAUACAACAUUAUUAUUGCUGAAAUUAUAGUGACAUUUGGAACUGGUUUGAAACCUUGUUCUUUGGUCAAGAUCAA